Acanthaster planci (crown-of-thorns starfish) is the source of this 2454-nucleotide messenger RNA. RefSeq lists its product as uncharacterized. The record is from RefSeq and is a predicted model, not a curated record. Lineage: Eukaryota; Metazoa; Echinodermata; Asteroidea; Valvatida; Acanthasteridae.
GAAUCGCAGUUGAUGAAAUCGAGCGUGCUAUUAUUAGUGAACAUGGGUCUGUGACAUACCUAACUCGCAUAAUCGUUGGCUGUUUCGAAGGUUACGUUACAGUGCUCAAAUGAUAUUACCGAAAAGCAUAACAGACUAGUGCGACUGGGCAGAGUCACUGAACUUGGAUUCGCCAUCUACACAAACGCUACUCCACACCCAGAGUUACCUAAGAUGAUUUCCCGUAGCAAGUUUCUCACGCAGAAGAGCACCCCGGCGAGGAACGAGAAAUUUGGACGCUGGAUCCUGGCAGGAGUGCUGCUGAAUUUAUGCCUUGGCAUCUCUGUCUCGGGCCAUGUGGUCCUUCGGGAAGAUCGUCGUGAGAAAGAUCGGGAGUCGGAAGUGGCCGUUGCGCACGGAAUUCAGCACGAUGGAGUUCUCUCGUCCACAUCGCGCACUGUAGGUGAAGUGACAAAAAAACAGGAGGGUGAAGGACUUCAGUCAUAUUCGUUAGGCGGAGACACUUACGUCCGAUGGGGGCGCACUACCUGUCCGGAUAUCUCGAGUACAGAGCUAGUGUAUACAGGGUACACUGCAGGGGAAUGGUAUUCAUUUGGCGGUACAUCGGACUUUGUCUGCCUUCCACAAAAACCUCAGUGGGGAGACUCCUAUAAGGAUGGGUUCCAAUCAUUUUCCCAUUUAUAUGGAACGGAGUACCGGGUUGGCACUUUCGAUCCCUUUUCCCACGUGAACACCGAAUUUCUGAACAACCACGCCGUGCCCUGCGCCGUGUGCCGCCUGGUCCACAAGACUAAGUUACUUUACCCGGCCAAGCUCAGCUGCCCUUCCGGAUGGAUGAAGGAGUACAGUGGUUUCCUCAUGGCUGGGUACUACGCCCAUGGGCGAACCAAAGCCUUGUGCGUGGACGAGGCGCCCGAGGUAGUGUUCGGUAGUAGUACCGCUAAGUACGGGGCGCUGCUGUACGUCAUGGAAAGCGCGUGCGGAUCCCUUCCUUGUCCCCCUUACGUUAACGGGCGUGAAAUAACGUGCACUGUCUGCAGUAUCUAGAAAUGACGUACAGAUCACAUCAUAUUGACAUUUCGACACUUGACAAAGAGUAUAACUGUAUGGUAUACGCCACAUGCUUCCGUAGAUUUAUUUUGUAAUUUCUGCUGAAUUAACUUUCCGCAUAUAAAGACUUGCUAAUAAUUUCAAAGAAUUAAAGAGAAGCUUGUUUUUACUCUGGCGAAUUUAUCUUUACAUCGAUAGAAACCACCAUACCGCUUCUCAUACUGAUAUAAUUUCAGUACUGAAUUCAAUGAACUCGCUAUCGAGUUCUGUCCGUCGCACUUCAUCAGUUCAACCCUAUCACAAGGAUGACACGGUGCAUGGAAGUAAUUACAAGACCUAGCCCUUUUAUUUGUGUCUUUAAUUGGUGUUUUAGGCUCCAGUGCCAGGGUUAAUAAAUUGGCAGAGACGUUAAGUAAUGGCCUCACAUUUCUGCUCAUAUUGGCCUACAGGAGAUUCCGAGGCUACAGUUUUGCGUUGCUGCUGUUAAAUUGGUUUUUGCAUAUUUUUAAGACGGAACAGCAUUACCUAUCACAUGCACCUAGUAUUUAUCUGAACACUUUGUUGUGGCUUAAUUAGAAAGUUUCGAAAACACCUUACAUAACACGCCAGUUUGCAAACCUUGAUCCACAAAGGCCUUAGAUGUCUCAGGGCGGUACAAGCGAUUUGAUAUUUUGGAAAGUAGCUUGCAUCUUAACCCUAACAUUCCUCAAUCCCCCACCUGUCCAAGGAUUGAGGACUGUUAGGGUUAAGUUAUGAUGCAGUCUUCGCUGGGUACUCCCCAUCUGGUAGGAAUUCCGGUGUUAAAUGAUUUUUCCUUGAUGUUGCCCCCUGAUUCAUGAGAAGUAGCCAUCAAGUCCCUGUUUCACGAAACCAAAAAUUGCACACUACAACAGCAGGCUAUUACAUGCGAUGCUGCAUAACUUUAAAAGGGGUUGGCAAAAUAGGGCUGAGUAGAGUUGUCUCGGGUGGACAUACUUGACCAGCAUCUGGAUUCGAACUGCUGAUCCUAUCAUAAUUUACUCCAAACAUUUUCGGCUACUUUUAGGUCAAGGAAAACAUUUAAAUGCCUUAUGGUAUGAAGCUAUACUGGUGUAAUACAUAACAUUUUAAUGCUUUCAAGUCAUAUCACAAACUGAAAGACGGGCUAUUACAAAAGAUUUCGUUUAGGUAUCCGAGGAAAUUCAAAUCCCCUUCCGUUGGUGUAUAUGGUGUGCCUUUUCUUCGAGGGCUAUAAUUAUUAUUAUCAAUUACUGGUGAGUGGAUUUAAUUUGUACUAAACUUCUAACCAUGGAAAAUAUGCAAUUUUGAGCCCUUUUUUGAAGAAGUUGGUAUGUGAUCUGGUGUCUGAGUUAAAUAAACCCAACUAGUGCCAACCACGUUGAAAACAAACGGGCAGCGAACGGU